This is a messenger RNA of Sinocyclocheilus rhinocerous, 1330 nucleotides long. RefSeq names its product immediate early response 3-interacting protein 1-like. Gene Ontology annotation, cellular component: endoplasmic reticulum membrane; Golgi membrane; COPII-coated ER to Golgi transport vesicle. Lineage: Eukaryota; Metazoa; Chordata; Actinopteri; Cypriniformes; Cyprinidae. The transcript is spliced from 3 exons. The coding region runs from base 59 to 307 and encodes 82 amino acids. The record is from RefSeq and is a predicted model, not a curated record. Gene Ontology annotation, biological process: endoplasmic reticulum to Golgi vesicle-mediated transport.
ACGCACGCAAGCGCUUUUGCGUCGUCGCACGCAGUAAACUAAAGUAGUUAAUGCCAGCAUGGCGUUCACGCUGUACGCGCUGAUUCAAACAGCGAUAUUAUUCACGAAUGCCGUCGCGGUGCUCCACGAAGAGAGGUUUCUCAGUAAAAUCGGCUGGGGAGCAGAGCAGGGUAUUGGAGGAUUUGGAGAUGAACCCGGCAUUAAAGCACAACUUCUGAACCUUAUUCGCUCCGUCAGGACUGUCAUGAGAGUACCUCUGAUAGCAGUAAAUUCAGUGUGUAUCGUCUUAUUAUUACUGUUUGGAUGAAGAAAGAAUCGAUGGGUUGCGGUGGAUCAGGAUCUGUUGUGGAACACAGGGAAUGUGGCAAAGGAAAAUGGACUGUUUUUGUAUCUGUGGUUCUAAAUGUUGCUCUCCAAUGUCUGACCAUUGUACCCGGAAUGAUUUACUGUAAGUACUCUGGUAGUUUUAUACGAAACAAAUACCAGUAAACAUUUUUCUUUUCAAGUUUUGUAGCUUUACGGAAGCUCCUGCGUCUGUACAUGCUGUUUUUGUCACAUUCAAGGUCCAGUAAAGUGUCGAUUAGAACAAGCAACAAUGAAAUCAGUCAGACAUGUCUGACAAAGCCAUACAGUUUGUUUCUGGCACCUGAAUUUUUUUUUUUUUUAAAGUUUUUGUUAAGUUCCCCAAAACUAAUCUUCCAUUUCAAAGACGGCUUGGAAAGUAAAGGUUAGGUUUAAUAUAUUUAAAGGCAUAUUGAUAAAGUUUGAAUUUUAAUAAAGAUGUGCUUACUGUACUGAAUUGUAGUGUUAUUAUAUAAAAUACAACACGUUUGGUCUGAAAAGUUUGACCAAAGUAGCCUCUAGCCUUAUGAGCCAGUCGCUCCACAUUUCAGAUGUUAAAGAAGUGAUUGUGUCUUUCCAUCUGUUAAUGUAUGUUGUGGAUUUUGUGCCUUUUUUUUGUAAUAAGUGCAUUACAUCUCUAAUAAUUUUGCCGCCUAAGAUCAGUCAGCAUUUAUUAAAUCAGAUGGUUUAAUGUUAUUUGUUGAGGAGGUCGAGUGAUUAGAAGCAUAUGGAGUCCAUUAACAACACUAGAUUAGUCCAUUAGGAUUAAACUACCUUUUUAUUAACGUACCACAGAUAAAACGCUGAAUUACAACCAUAUGUUCAGAGCAGCGAUUAAAGCCUGACCCUUUUAUAAUCUAUGCUUAAUAGUUAUUACCAAAGAUGAUGUCUUUAUAUUUCUCCAAUCCCAGGAUUUAUGUCAUGGCAGAGAAAAAUAUUUUUGGCAGCAAAGUUAUGCUCCUCAUUAUCCCAAAGAAUGGGUAUCUCU